AUGCCGAUUCAGUCAGAAUGGACGGUGGACAUUCCCGUCAUAGACAUCUGGUCAAUGUACUUUGAGCAGCCAAAGGAGUAUCCAGACAACCACGUUCUUCUCAUUGACGGCGAUACGGACCGUUCAUAUACGUUCUCCGACGUCAAAAAUGGCUCCAUCGCAUUCGGAAAGGGCCUCAAGCACAUGUUCAACUGGAACAAGGGCGACGUCCUGGGCUUCUUCACCCCGAACUGCAUCGACACACCCAUCGUAACUUAUGGUCUACACUGGGCGGGUGGCAUCGCCAGCCCAGCCAACCCAACGUACACCGUAGACGAACUUGCGCGCCAGCUGCUCGACUCCAAGGCCACGGCUCUCAUCACGCAGAAGCCAUUCCUCAAGACAGCAGUGCAGGCCGCGCAAAAGGCCAAGAUUCCCCUCGAUAGGGUCAUUCUCAUGGGCGAUGGGAGAGAUGAGACGGGCAAUCACAAGCACUGGACAGAAAUUACAGCCCAAGGCGCUUGGUUCCAACCCAAGCGGACUAUGCUGGAUCCUAAGAAGGAUCUUGCGUAUUUGGUGUACAGCUCUGGAACUACGGGCUUGCCCAAGGGUGUAAUGCUCACUCACUACAAUGUCGUUUCCAAUGCGUAUCAAUUCUCGCGACUUGAUGCCAAGACUAUGAACUGGGACUCAGAUAGACAUUUGGGUGUUUUGCCAUUCUUCCAUAUCUACGGUCUCUCGGUCGCACUGAACGUCACCAUGCAAACAGGCUCGCAAAUUGUGGUCCUCCCGAAAUUCGACAUCGAGAAAGCCUGCAAGCUUAUUGAAAAGCACUCCAUCACAUUCAUGUAUGUCCCGCCGCCGAUUGUCCUCGCGCUGGGCAAGCACCCCGUCGUGGACAAGUACGACAUGACGUCCAUCCGGUGGAUCAACUCUGGCGCCGCGCCCUUGGGUGUCGAUCUCGUCGAAGCUGUCUGGAAGAGACUCAGUAUCGGUGUGAAGCAAGGAUACGGCUUGUCGGAGACCAGCCCGGCGACGCAUUCGCAGUUGACCGACGAGUGGUGGAAGUUCCAAGGUUCCGUGGGACGUUUGCUGCCGCUGGUUGAGGCGAAGAUUGUGGAUGAGAAUGGCAAGGAGUUGCCUCGAGGGGAGGCUGGCGAAAUUCUCCUCAAGGGUCCCAACGUCUUCCACGGAUACUGGAACAGACCCGACUUGAACAAAGAGACCUUCACAGAGGACGGUUGGUACAAGACCGGCGACGUGGGCUACGCCUGCAAACGCGGCCACUUUUACAUUACCGACCGUAUGAAGGAGCUCAUCAAGUAUAAGGGUUUCCAAGUCCCACCUGCCGAAUUGGAAGCCAAGUUGCUCGGGCGCGAGGACAUCAACGACGUCUGUGUCAUUGGCGUCUGGGACAACGACCAGCAUACUGAGGUACCGCGUGCUUAUGUCGUUGUGCGUCCUGACGUCCAGGAGACGGAGGAGCUGAAGAAGGAUAUUAUCAACUGGUUGGGCGAGAGGGUCGGGCCGCCUAAGCGAUUGCGCGGGGGUGUGCGGUUCGUAAAGGAGAUUCCGAAGUCACAGUCUGGUAAGAUUCUGAGGAGAGUGUUGAAGGAUCAGGUUAAGAAGGAGGAGGGUGCUGCCCCGAGGGCGAAGUUGUGA
Molecule: messenger RNA, 1641 nt
Organism: Pochonia chlamydosporia 170
Lineage: Eukaryota; Fungi; Ascomycota; Sordariomycetes; Hypocreales; Clavicipitaceae
Product: phenylacetyl-CoA ligase
Exons: 6
Coding region: 1-1641 (546 amino acids)
Biological process (GO): secondary metabolic process
Molecular function (GO): CoA-ligase activity
Source: RefSeq, a predicted model, not a curated record